GCGAUUUCAUAAGAGACCAAAAGACUGCUUACAUCGAUUAUAGUCAUAUUUUCUUUCGGUGAUUGAUUUUCUCACGGUGUUCGGUUCCUGGCGGAAUAGUCGCCGGUUUUCGGCUAUGAAAUUCGGUUAUCGAGAGUGGAUUUUGUUGGAAACAGGACAGAAACUUGUUGAUACUCAUCAGUUGUGGGAAUUAUUAAAACAAUGUGCCUGAAAAUGAUAAUAGAGUGAUUAUCUAUUGAAUAAAAUGAAAGUGAUUCGAAACAGAUUCGAUCCAGGAUAAAUCUUUAGAGAAUUUCGAAAAUCCGGUCAAGCAAGGAGUUCAGGCUGAAGGAGUGAAACUAAGGGGCCAUAGUCGAAGAUAAAACAUAUCAAAAUAUAUUAACCAAAGCUUCGCCUUACACUAUUUUUCGAAAUUGUCGCUUAAAAGUCGUCUACAGCUUUACAUAUAUUAUAUCUGCAAAAAUAUAUCUAUCUACAAACUUAUGUUGUACAUACUAUUUUCAUAAAUAUACAUCUCCAUCUUCAUCUCAAAUCUUCGACCUGGACUGUCGAUAUUCAAAAAAUGCUUUUCAAAAAAAUUUCGAGGAUCAAGUAUAGAAGAGAGUAUAGCUUUACAAAUUCUUUGAGCGGUGAUAAAAUUUUGGGAGAACAGAGUGGGAAGAGAGGCGUGCUAUGUUCUACAAUCUCCGGAAUACCAGUAACUGUGAGAAAUUCUCUCAAGUAUUGCUCUCGAAGGGUGGCCCAAAAAUUGAGACCAAAUUGCACUAAAAAUAAUAAGGUUUUGUCUGUGCAAGUUUGACGCAUAAUGAACAAUUCUGGAGUCUUUCUCACUGUAUGAGCACAGCUGCUGCAGCAGGUAUGCAAGCCGCCCUACUCAUACGAGAGAAACAGCGCCUUCGACGUAAAAAAUUCCGAAGAGGACGUUCGGAUUUGCCCAGUCACGUAGCUACUAGGGAAAUUCUACCCUUUCCACGGUUUCCACCUUUGUGCUCUCAAGGUCGAGCAGCAUGGCAAGAAAGGGAACGAGGAAGGCGCUGUUCACUCUCCGAGGAAGCGCGGCAACACCGCAUCAAGCAGACAGAAGCUCAUCACCGAUGGAUGAAAAGAAACAGGAUCCACGAUUCCAGCUAUGGAGGAGGUUCAGAUGAUGAAGAUUUCUUCGCCGUGUAUCACCAGAGCGCAGCUGCCAACGCCCUCCUCUACGUAGGCCUGGGAACGACAGCCAUAGGCAGUGUAAUCUUCUUCGUAGGGACAGGGGAAAAAGGUUUCAAAACUCUUGAACUUAGACUAAUAGGACCUACCCUCAUAGCAUGCGGCCUAUUGUGUUGCCUAAUACGUGUUUUGCUGUGCGCGGUACCUUCGACAUGUUUCAGAAAACGGAAAAAGACACGGUUGAAAAGCAACUCCUGUCCUCACAACUCGAGUAGAUAUCCUCUUGCACCGAAAUUUCGCGAUACGCACGAUUCGGAAUUCGUUCACGUCGAUAAGACGACCCUUUUGAAUAAGAGCAAGAAAAAGGUGUCGAUAGUACCGCCGAAUCACUCUCUGCCAAGUACCAGCACGUCGGAGUUCAAGGAACUUCACCAAAUGCCAGCCAAGAUGUCUAUUCCCGAGAUCCAGUUACCGAGCAGUUUCAGUGAAGAGGUGAACAAAUUAUCUCGCGACGAGUCCAUAAUCGAGCUGCAGGCUUUAGACUUAACUUACGAUAUACAGAGUGUUUCGAGUAACGAUAGUGAUAGUAUUACGGUAAUAGAGGCAGAACAACCUAGUUCCAAGCUGACAAAAACUAGGGAGGCAGCUAAUGUCCAUAACGACAAUAUCGAAACUUGUUUGAGUGUGGUUAUAGAAAGAAAUGAGAACAGUGAAAGUAGUGACGGGGAGAAGAAAAACAAUAAGAGUAGUGAUAAACAGACGCACAGCGGUAUUGUACUUAGUCCUUUACAGUUGGGACAAUAACUCAUUGUUGUAUAUUAGUAAUGUAGGUUCCAGUUCUGAUGAAUAAUAAUAUAAUUAUCUGGAAUUCCUAUAAGAAUAAUCAUAUAUUAUUCUCAUAGGAAGGUUCGUCUCAAGGUAACAAUAUCGUGUUUCUUCAAAACCUUUUUAGUACCUACUUCAAAUUGAGUUUGGAUUUGUUUCAUUCACUCGAUCAGUGUGAACUCUUUUUUUCGCUCUUUAUGCAAUUAAUGAAUCUCACGAAAUUAGCCAGCAUCUUGCUCUGUUCAUUACAUUAUUCAUAAAUAUCAUGAAGAAGGAGAACUCUUGAAUAAUUAUCUUCACAUAUUGAAUACACAAGAAAGUAGACAGGUUUUAUCCUAGAGGAAAAGGAGAUACCUAAGUCAAAAUAAUAAAAAAUCAAAACGAAUUAACAGUUUAUGAAAAUAAU
Molecule: messenger RNA, 2383 nt
Organism: Leptinotarsa decemlineata (Colorado potato beetle)
Lineage: Eukaryota; Metazoa; Arthropoda; Insecta; Coleoptera; Chrysomelidae
Source: RefSeq, a predicted model, not a curated record